AUGCCCGAUAAAGUUACUCCAGUAAAUAAUAUCAAAUUUGAAAAGUUCUGUGGUGUAUUGGAACAACUACACAAGAGGAAAAAAUUGAAGAAAGUACAAGACACAAUUUUAAGUGAUUUUAUCAAUGAUUGCAAAUUAACGGCAUCUCAAGUUAUAGGCGGGAAGAACGCCAGUCUUUUUCCUAUUCUGAGAUUGAUUUUACCAAAGUUGGAAAGAGAGAGAAAAGCCUACAAUUUAAAGGAGAGUAAGUUGGGAGCUCUUCUAGUAAAAAUACUGUCACUGCCCAAAAAUUCACGUGACGCGCAGAAACUGCUAAACUUUAGAUCAGCGAAUGACACUCCGGAGACAGAGAAUGACUUUGCUACCGUAGCAUAUUAUGUGGUAAAAAGUAGACUGAGCGCAACGCCUGCUGCUUUCACUAUAGGGGACAUCAAUAGCAUUCUCGAUAGAAUUGCAUCUGCUGAAAUCGGAGAAGUUAAAGCAACUGCUCUAGACGAGACUUUCAGUCACGUGGUAAAUAAAUUAAACCCAGAUCAAUUGAAAUGGUUCCUUAGGAUAAUUCUCAAGGAUUUGAAGCUAGGAAUGAGUGAUACAAGAAUUUUGGCUAUAUUUCAUACAGAUGCACCUGAAUACUAUAAAAACUGUUCUGAUUUAUUAAAGGUGUGUGACGAGCUUGAAGAUGGCGAUACACGCUUAUUGGAGCUUGGAAUCCAGAUGUUCUCAGCUGUGUGUCCUAUGAUGUCGGAACGAUUGGAUGUUAAACAUACAGCUAAACUAGCACCGAGUUUGAUAUUGCAAAUUGAAAAGAAAUUUGAUGGCGAAAGAUUCCAAAUACAUAUGGAAAAUGGAGUAUUUGAAUAUUUUUCAAGAAAGGGUCACAAAUACUCAAGUAAAUUUGGAAAUUCAUACGAAUCUGGUAUGUUAACACCUUUUUUGAAGAAUUGCUUCAAAUCAGACACCACGUCUUUUAUAUUAGAUGGAGAGAUGAUGGGAUGGCACAAGGAACACCAAUACUUUGGUUGUAAAGGUAUGGCUUUUGACAUUAAGAAAAUAACGGAAAAUUCAAAAUUUCGACCCUGUUUUUGCGCCUUCGAUAUUCUUUACUACAACGGAAGGACACUUGUUGGCCCACCAGAGAAGGGUGGCUUGCCACUAAGCGAGAGACUUCGGAUCUUAGAUGCCUUGUUUGUAAACGUGACAGGGGUUAUACAGCACAGCGAACGACAAAUCGUUAAGGACAGGUCUGAAAUAUUAGAGGCCCUGGAAACGGCAGAUAAAAACCAAGAAGAAGGUAUUGUGGUGAAAGACGUCGCGUCCUACUAUAUCCCAAAUAAACGUAAUGCUGGUUGGUACAAAAUCAAGCCUGAGUACACAGAUGGGGCUAUGGAGGACCUUGACCUUGUAAUAAUUGGCGCUGAUGAGGCUGCCAACAAGAGGCGUGGACGCGCUAAGAAUUUCUUAGUUGCCUGCUUGGAUGCUGGAGAGUCAGGUAAUACCCCAGAUCGUUGGGUGGGAGUAGGGCAUGUGUCCACUGGCCUCUCGUUUGAAAAUCACGAGGCACUGUGCACAAUGUUAGAGAGAAACUGGACGCCUUUCAAAAACAAAUUACCUCCCUCAAAUCUGGUCUUCCACAAGGAGAAACCUGACUUUUGGGUUUUACCCGAAAACUCCGUCGUAUUGACGGUCCGUGCAACAGAGUUGAUCGCCAGUUCGAGUUACGGCGCCGGGUACACUCUAAGGUUCCCUCGAGUGAUUCGAGUGCGUGACGACAAGCCUGUACGAGACAUCAUGACUCUCACCGAGCUCCGACAAUUUAUAAGUAAUAAAGGCGGCGGAGUAGUCACAAAACUCAGUACAAAUAAUAUUGGUGAAGAGGAGAUACCAACGGAAGUGAGAGUAACUCGGAAACGGAAGACUGAACCCACUCAAGUGGCUGAACAGUUCCUGAUCGCGACGCAUGGAGGGGUGGAGGCCACAUCGAAGGCCCUCCUCGGCCGGAAGAUAGCCAUACUGUCCGAUGACGAAGAUUGUAAGUCUCAAGACUUGGCGAAGAUUGUUGAGACGCAUGGUGGCACAGUGGUUGCUAAUAGUGGCCCAGAUACAUGGGUGUCAAUCGCUGGUCGCAUGACAAAACUUGUGCGGACACGUAUCGCUUCGCAAACCGCCGACAUCAUCACCACAGCGUGGCUACGUUCUCUCCCCACCUCGUCUUCACCUAUCGAUCUUUGUCCGCUGGACAUGUUAGCCGUCAAGUCCACCACUAAACUUGCUUUAGCAAGGAAAUACGAUCCCUUUGGAGAUUCCUAUUCGGAGCUUAUUGAUGAAGCCACGCUAAGAAGGUGCUUCGACAAAAUGGAUUCUGAUCAUGAACCUAUCCAUCUUACAUCGCAAGAGAUGCUGGCACUAGACACGGAACUCUUUGACGACACCAAUCCAAACUCGUUCCUUCGACCGUAUCAUAUACACAUCACAAACUGUAACAGUAUUUCCGGCCUACUAGCCAAGAUGUAUGGAGCUACUCUAUAUGAUGCUCCACAUAAGGACUGUACUCAUAUUGUCGUGUCUGAUCCUGCAAAGAGAAAUGAAAUAGAAAAUGCCAAAAGGCACUCCACAGCAUUGGUAGUAUCAAAAGAUUGGUUGGAAGCGUGUUUCGCAAGGCAGAAAUAUGUACCCGAAAUUGAAUUUAUUUUGUGA
Molecule: messenger RNA, 2694 nt
Organism: Arctia plantaginis
Lineage: Eukaryota; Metazoa; Arthropoda; Insecta; Lepidoptera; Erebidae
Source: the annotation of a GenBank genome assembly